Saccharomyces mikatae IFO 1815 is the source of this 1287-nucleotide messenger RNA. RefSeq names its product Dse3p (gene DSE3). The record is from RefSeq and is a predicted model, not a curated record. Lineage: Eukaryota; Fungi; Ascomycota; Saccharomycetes; Saccharomycetales; Saccharomycetaceae. The coding region runs from base 1 to 1287 and encodes 428 amino acids. The transcript has a single exon.
AUGCCAAGAAAAUUUCUGGGCGAUAGAAUUGAAAGGAAUAUCGACGCGAUCAGACCAUCAUCAUUAACUUUAACACCUGAGGACUUGAAAUAUAUUCCACCAAUACCGCAAUAUUUUGAAGAUGAGGAUAAUAAGGUGUUAAGUAGCGGUAAAGGUGAAAAAAGACUGUCUAAAAGAUUUGGCGGUACGUUAAUACUAAGGAAACGGCUAGAAUCUGUUCCAGAAUUGUUUUUGCAUGAUUUUAAGAAGAAGCCACGCUCCAAAUUCGACGUGACUAAGGAGAAAAAGUUCAAGGGUAUACGACCUUCCAAAGAAGCAUUUGGUUCUCACGGUAGUACUCCAUAUCUACAAGAAAGAAAGAAGGUGGCUCCACUACCAAUUCAAAGAAAAUGUUUGCGUGGGCCAAUAAUGUCAAAGCACACAUUAGUGCAACCCGUAAAGGAAAGGGAACAUCCAGAUCACAUUAUUGAGAGGGUGUUUGUUUCCCGACCAGCCCCGGUUUUGAUGCCUGUACAAACCCUCACUCCAGUCAAUCCGAUCUCAGUGAUGCAAGAUGAGACGAAAGAUUUUCAUGGGAGAAACAAAUAUGGUAAAAGUGAUAGUGAAAUACUCUUUGACGAAAUACUAUCCGCCUAUGAAAGUGUCUCUACGAACAACUCUACUGCGCUAAACUCGGAAAUUGACAGAAUUAUUGAUAUAUGUGCUUCAAAACAGAUAACUGAAAAAAAUGAAGCAUUCCAAAUUCCACAAAUUAUCUGUCCUGAUGAUACGGAGACUUUGUUUUCAGCGACACCGAAAUUCAAGCAUAACAAUUUUAACGCAUUGAAUGAUACCAUUUCUAGCCCAGAAUACACCACAUCUGGAGGAAGUACGUACUCUGAACAGUGGAGUUCAGAAGAUGAGUCAUCUGAACUGGAGAUUACCGAAUGGAGCGCCAAAAAAUUUGGAAUGAGGUCAUCUAUUGUGUCUGAUAGCACCAAUGAGGAAGGCUAUUGUACCGCAGCAGAAACUUUGCCCUCGACUAUAUCGGUAGAAGACCUGGAUAUACAUAACGAGCUCCCAAAAACUAAUUUAACGUCAUCGAACAGUAUAUUAUUGAACAAGUUUUCUAUGAGAAAAAUAAAAAAAGUAACUCUUGAUCCACCAAAAAUUAUGCAUAUUGUGAGUUCCGACGAAGAAAUUAAUGGCGAUGAUGAUAAUGAGGAGGAUACGACUUUGCGUGUUUUGCAAGAAAAAAUUGACUGCAUUGAGAUUGCAAGUUGCAGCAGUAGCAUAUACAGUCGAUAA